AUGACCCUGGAUGCAGUACAGCUCAGAGAGAAGCAGAUUCUAGUUACUGAGGAGGCAAUUGAAGAUAUCCUCCAACUCCAGCCUAAGUCAGAUAAACCAGAUGGUUACCAGAAGGCUGAAGAAGAUAUGAGGUUUAUGCGUGUUGAUUGGAAAGCAGUCAAACACACUAUAGCUAUUGAUCCUGCUGUCUCAUGGGUUAUGGAAAAGUCAACACUGGGCCGCCGAGCUAAGGUGCCCUGGGAACCUGAGGAUGAGAGGCCACCAGCCGCCGACUGCAAGAAGAUCAUCCCACAUGGCAGGAAGUUCAUGGCUCUGGGCUACAGACCGCCCUCUCUUACUUCCCUCACUGAUGCAGCCACAUCUUCUGUUGCUCCUUCAGCAUCUGCUGCACCAGCUACCACCACAGCACAUUCACCUGCUUCUGAGCCCAUUUACCACUUAGUGCAUCGCCUCUUUGAGCGGCUAGACCAGAUAGAGCACCGCAACCAGCGACGAUAUGAGCGGAAUUUGUUGGUGCGUAAACUGGAUCCGCCACAGACGUGGAAUCUGAUGGUCGAAAACUACUUACGUGCCACGGGAUUCUACCACGUCUCUCGGAUUCGGGUCAUAAGAGGAUUUCACCCCUUAUUAGCUGCUCUGGUUGAAAGGUGGAGGCCAGAAACCCACACCUUUGUAUUGCUGACCGGUGAGGUUACAGUGACAUUGGAGGAUGUCGCUCAUAUAUUUGGCCUACCCAUUGAUGGAGAGCCUGUGAGUGGAUGGACAGAUAGUAGUGGCGACUUCCUUCAAAGUCAGAGCGUAGCGAUAUUCGGUCGUGAACCAGUAGUCAUUCAUUCUUCGAAGUCCUAUAUAAAGCUGGGUUGGGUUCGACGUAUCAGAGACGCAGAUCCGUUGGACACUGAGGAGUCCAUUAGGAGAUACGUCAGAUGUCAGAUCUUCUGUUUGUUAAGGUCGACGCUUUUCACGGAUAAGUCGACCGCAUAUGCCCAUGCGAAAUAUCUACCAUUGCUUCGCGAUUUCGAGCGGAUCCAUACUUAUAGUUGGGGGACAGCAUGUCUCGCACAUCUUUACAGAGCACUAUGUCGUGCAUCACGAUAUGAUACAAAGGAGAUGGAUGGCCCUCUGAAUCUGUUGUUUGUUUGGGCAUGGGAGCGAAUGCCGUGUAUUGCUCUCGUACCGAGACAAACCCUUCCACCGGCUGAGAUACCAAUUGCCAAGAGGUGGAGUCAUUCGAAACGGACCACAGCGUGGUUAUCGAAGACCGUAAAGACAUUCAGGCAUGAUAUAGACUACAUGCAGGAGUUUGAGUGGCAGUCGUACGACAGAUUGAUCAUUCCCGACGAGUUGCAUAGUCAUCUUGAGGUGUGUGACAUCAUUGCUCCGUUGUUGUCGUUCGAAUAUGUCGAAUGGCACCCUACGGACCGAGUGAUGCGUCAGUUUGGGUAUGCACAACCUCCUUCACCAGAAGCAAGGGAUAUUUCACUGGACUAG
This is a messenger RNA of Arachis ipaensis, 1491 nucleotides long. NCBI's taxonomy places the organism in Eukaryota, Viridiplantae, Streptophyta, Magnoliopsida, Fabales, Fabaceae. The record is from RefSeq and is a predicted model, not a curated record.